CUCAAACACCCAGCAUUACAUCAUCACAACCGCUACCAUGGAAUCUCUAAACCGCUACAUCCCCUACGCCCACAUGAUCGCAACGGUCUUUGGCCUUAUCGAGCUCGGUCUAACAUGUUACCUCGUAUCACCCUGGUGGCGAGCCCCCGGCAUCUACGCCUUCAUGCUCUUCAGCUCCGUCUGGACUUUGUUGGUUCUCAUCUACAUUGCCCUCUUCCCGCCUUACUUCCCCAAGACGUUCCAGCGCACCAUCGCCCUCGCGCUGGAGUGGAUCACCAUGAUCUUCUGGUUCGCCGGCUCGAUCGCUCUCGCCGUUUAUUUCGGGUCUCCGAGCUGCGGUGCCGACACAUUCUGCGGAUGUGUCGAGGCCGCUACUGCCUUCGGCUUCCUUCUCUGGGUUACCUUUUUGUUCAUCGUUAUUGUCGAUACCAUGGCUACGCUCAAGGGUAGGGCAAGGGGUCAGAGGGCCAAGCCUGUUGUCGGAGUUUAGGGUGGCGGAUUGAAACACAGAGAAUUUGAUCCCUGGAUCGGACUCCAACAAGGAGUGGAUGGAGGAAUGCAUGUCGGCAUUGAUCUCAGCUGUUGCUGGCUGCAUCGCUGCUUGGGAACUGGCUUCCACAAGCGGCAGGGGAAGAUGAUUUUAAUGCUAGUGGAAAACGGGACACGCAGCGGGAUGCAUGGCAUGCAGGAAUGCAGGAAUGCGGAAUAACAGAAAGAGUUGUACGGCAAUGAAGAGGUUAGAUAGUUUGCAUCGGGACAGGCGCAUCAUUGCGAAACAUCGCGGACAGCAUAGCAUAGAAUACCCUUUUCCUUUUACCUAGGCUAGAGCAUUUAUAUUUGCAUCUA
Neurospora tetrasperma FGSC 2508 is the source of this 846-nucleotide messenger RNA. RefSeq lists its product as uncharacterized. The record is from RefSeq and is a predicted model, not a curated record. NCBI's taxonomy places the organism in Eukaryota, Fungi, Ascomycota, Sordariomycetes, Sordariales, Sordariaceae. The coding region runs from base 38 to 490 and encodes 150 amino acids. The transcript has 2 exons. Gene Ontology annotation, cellular component: membrane.